ACGCGAUUUAUUCAUAAUAAGAAUCGGAUAUGUGUCGACACCUACAAGUAAUAAAAAUGUAUAGUAAAACUGAGAUGAUUGAGUUAUGAUUGUAAACACUCAUUUUUCUAUCAAAACAUCUCUAUUUAAAAAUCCUUUAUUAUUUUAAGUUUACAAAUAAAAUCUGAAUAUCCGGGUAAUUGAUGUUAAUUUGAACACGGUAUUCGUGACAAGUUCAUUUUUGAUACCUAUGAGUGAACAAAAUCUAAAUGGCAGCCCAUCGGAAAACUGCCGAUUGUCGCCUAGAACUGUACGUGCUUGGAGAGAUUUGCCUGAACAAAUUAAAAACGAUUCCACUUUUCGCGUUUUAAAACUACGCAUUGAAAAUAAUCCUGAUUUAAGGUACAAGUACUGUAAUUAUAACUUAAUUUUUUUCAAUCACUUUAACAAUUUUAAUUCAAGAUUUGACGAUUCGACGGCUGGCCCAUCAUAUCAGAUCAUGACUCCUGACGAAUUUGAACCAUCCACUAUGGUGGUACAUAAGUCAUCAGAAAAGGGAAAAAUAGAUACUGUAUUAAAAUCAAAAAAAAAAUCUGGCAGAGAACAUUUUAUUACAGUUGUUCUUAUAUGUUUUUGGCUCUUUUGUACAUUAAUUUUAAUGGCAAAACAAGAGAGAAAAGCUGACGAUGUGCAUCAAGUAACAUUGACUCCAAAUCAAACUAAAACUCAAGUUAUAUUCAAAAAUCAUAUGCCUGAUACCAAUAAAAUUCAGAUUGUAUUGGCUGGAGCAUUUGUACCCCAAUACUAUAGAUAUCUAGCUACACAUUUUCUAAACAUAUGGGUUGAAUUUGAAACAGAUGAAGAAUAUUUAGAAGCUAAAAAAUUAGGGUUAAAAGAUGAUGAAAUUAGAGGUAGGAAUAUAACAGAACUAUGGUCAGAGCCUAUUGUUUGUGAGUCACUGGUUGAGAUUGUUCCUGAAAUGCAUCAUAACAAAAUUUUUAAACUAAAUCAUUUGUCAUCCAAUUAUACCCUUAAAGGGACUACUAGACUGUGUAUGAAUACUACAUUAAAUACUAAUUUCCCUGUUGCAUUGGCCUAUGAUUUAUUCCCAAUCAAAACUGAAUAUGGAAUUAUAUAUGCUGCCCUUGUGUUAAUUGGUCUCUAUGUAUUGAUUAUAUCUGAAGUAGUACAUAAAACUAUUGCUGCAAUUCUUGCUGCUACAAUGUCAAUUUCCAUUCUCGCAGUUAUGAACGAAAGACCAUCAAAAGAUGAAUUAUCAUCAUGGGUAGACAUUGAAACAUUGCUUCUAUUAUUUUGUAUGAUGGUUAUUGUUGGAAUAUUGUCAGAAACUGGAAUUUUUGAUUACUUAGCUAUUACUGCUUACAAGAUGACUAAUGGUAAAGUUUGGCCACUGAUUAAUACAUUAUGUUUCUUUACUGCUAUAGUUUCAUCAAUUUUAGACAAUGUCACUACUGUUUUAUUAAUGACUCCUAUAACAAUUCGUUUAUGUGAAGUAAUGCAUAUGAACCCAGUUCCCACAUUGAUGUGUAUAAUUUUUUAUGCUAAUAUGGGAGGAGCUUUAACGCUAAUUGGUGAUCCACCAAAUGUAAUAAUUGGAACUAAUAGAGAUGUUAUCGCGAGUGGAAUUACCUUUACAACAUUUUCUAUUCAUAUGGGAAUUGGUAUGGCAAUAAUAUUUUUGACUGUAAAUAUUCAUUUACGAUAUAUAUUUCGUAAUAUGAAAGACCUAAAAUUUACUGAGCCAUCAAAUGUAACAGAAUUAAGACAAGAGUUGGCAAUUUGGCAAAAAGCAGCAUCUUCAUUAUCUUCAUAUUCAAAAGAAGAAGGUGUUGUCAGAGAUAAAUUAUUAAGAAAGUGUAAAAUAAUAUUUGCUAAACUAAAAGAUACUUUGAAAGGUUUUACCGUUGAUGUAGUCCCUAUUAUUGAAAGACAACAAACACAAGAAGAUUCAGUUAAUGAUUUUUUGCAUAAAGGCAAAACUUUAGAUAAAUGUCUUUUGUAUAAAUGUGCUGCCACUCUAGCAUUUGUUAUCACUUUGUUUUGUCUUCAUUCUAUUCCUCAGCUUAACCUUAGUUUAGGAUGGAUAGCUUUACUUGGAACAUUAUUUUUACUUAUUCUUGCAGAUCAUGUAGAUAUUGAAUGUGUCUUAGGUCGAAUUGAAUGGGCAACAUUAUGUUUUUUUGCUGCAUUGUUCAUUUUGAUAGGAGCAUUAUCUGAAUUAGGGUUAAUUGAAUGGGUUGGCCGACAAACCGAAAUGGUAAUUAUGUCUGUUGCUAAAGAAUAUAGACUAUCAAUGGCUAUUAUUUUGGUACUUUGGGUUUCGGCAAUUGUUUCAUCAUUUGUUGAUAAUAUUCCAUUAACCACAAUGAUGAUUAAAGUCAUUACUUCAUUAUCACACAAUCAUGAACUUGAAUUACCUUUACCACCUUUAGUGUUUGCUUUGGCGUUUGGAGGUUGUCUUGGAGGUAAUGGCACACUCAUUGCUGCUUCUUGUAAUAUGGUAUGUGCUGGAGUAGCUGAACAACAUGGUUACCGAAUGUCAUUUAUGCAGUUUUUUAAAGUUGGAUAUCCUGUUAUGUUAGGUAGUAUCAUAGUUGCCACCAUUUAUUUACUCUUGGCUCAUGUUACUCUUGGAUGGAAUGUGUGAUUUAAUUUGUUUUUUUUAGACUGUCCUUUUAUUAAAAAUAAGUUCCUGUACCAAUAUUAAAAAAAAAAAUGUUAUUGUCAAUAUCUGUGUUUUAAUAUUAUAUUGUUUUAUUAUUUUCUAUUACUGAAAAUUUAAAUUUUGUAUGUAUUUACAUCAAGUAUUUUUUCUGUGUUAAUUUAAGUUAAGGUUUCUUUAAAUACACAAUAUUGUCUAUAACACCAGAAUGAUACCCAAUAAACUUGAUUCUAUUUAAUUAUUAAUAAA
Messenger RNA from Daktulosphaira vitifoliae (grape phylloxera), 2911 nucleotides. It is a transcript of the gene hoe1, whose product is annotated as P protein. Lineage: Eukaryota; Metazoa; Arthropoda; Insecta; Hemiptera; Phylloxeridae. The transcript has 18 exons. Gene Ontology annotation, cellular component: membrane. The record is from RefSeq and is a predicted model, not a curated record. Bases 230 to 2647 code for a protein of 805 amino acids. Gene Ontology annotation, biological process: transmembrane transport.